Messenger RNA from Cyclopterus lumpus (lumpfish), 3540 nucleotides. RefSeq names its product dixin-like. Gene Ontology annotation, molecular function: protein binding. The transcript is spliced from 21 exons. The coding region runs from base 522 to 2351 and encodes 609 amino acids. Gene Ontology annotation, cellular component: cytosol. NCBI's taxonomy places the organism in Eukaryota, Metazoa, Chordata, Actinopteri, Perciformes, Cyclopteridae. Gene Ontology annotation, biological process: canonical Wnt signaling pathway. The record is from RefSeq and is a predicted model, not a curated record.
GGAGACUUCCGGUGGUAGAUGUAGGUGAUCAGCUCCCGGAGCCACGUCGUCGAAGCACACAAACAUCUCAGUCAGAUAAAGAAUCAAUGAGUCUGGCAGACUAGACUAAUAUGAUAUUAUUAUGUUCAACUGAACAACCCCUCUGGCCCUGCACACUCUCUACUACAAGGGGAUGGCUCGGGGUGUGGCAGGUUAACCAAUGUGGGUGCAUUUUAACAAUUGGCUAACAAGCGGAGUGGCGAAACUCCUUUGUAUAUCGUUUCCGUGAAUGUUCUGCAAAUGCAGUAUUAUUGUGAAACCUGCCACCGGAAGUUAUGAAUGUUAGUGUGAUUGGGUGGCUUGAUGCCGCUCUCCCAGCCAGAGUAACCGUAGCGGUCUCCUCCCUCCGCUCACUCGGUUUGUUGACGUUUGCUGGAGUACAGCAGCAGCUAACGCUAGUAACGGGGCUCCAGGCGUGUCGUGUGAAUCAAUGAAGCCAACUAGUUAGUUAAGUCGGCUUCAAUGGGGUUUCCAGUUGAAAGAUGAUCGCGUCACUUUCCAGAGGAAGCUUGCUGGAUGAGGUUCUCCACGGAGGCUUCAAUGAGCAGCAGCUGGCAGCCUAUGUUUCUUGGGUGAACUCUCAGCUGAAGAGGAAACCGGGCCUGAAGCUCAUCACAAAUCUCAGGCAUGAUCUGCAGGAUGGGGUGGUGCUCAUGCAACUCAUAGAGAUAGUUGCAGGAGAAACGCUGGAAGGGGUCUAUGUUGCUCCACAGAACAAAGAGGAGAGCAGGAAGAAUGUGGCACAAGUCUUGCAAUUCAUUUCCUCCAGACACAUACACAUGCCACACAUAUCUGCAAGAGACAUUGUCGAUGGUAAUCUGAAAUCUGUAAUGAGGAUAAUUCUGGCGUUGGCCGCCCACUUCAAACCCUCAGCCAAUCACAGGGCUGGAAGUGGGAGGAGUUUGACAAGAGGCUCUGUCACCCACAACCCGCUCUCCACUGUUGCACUAGCACAAGGUGCCGCUGCUGCACUGGCAUCCGCGCAACUUGAUGCCUCGCAGCCUACACGCACCACCCGUCUCCAGAGUGGUGUUCGUGCACUGGUUAAGCAGUAUGAAAGAGGAACUCCGGAUGAGUCGGACAAUCCCCAGCCUAGCAGCCUCGUCAGUCCACUGUCAUCUCCGAGAGCUCCACCCAGCAGCAACUCGGACAGACCGCCGGAAGACCACCAACAACAGGAGAGCAGUGUGGAGUCAUCUCACGAUGUAGCGGAGACGGCGUUGGAUGUUUCCCUCAGUGAAACUUUGGAGAAGGAGGUGCAGGAGACACGUAAAAUGGUGUCUACUUUACAGGCUCUGCUGCUGCAUGGUUCGCUGCCUGAGGAUGAACAGGAUGUGUCUUUAAAUUUGGACCAAGGCAAUGCUGAACAACAACUGGUCGUCAUUCACAGUCGUUUGGAUCAGAGCAUGGAGGAGGCUCGGGAGCUAAAGAGGGAAUUGUUGCGCUGUAAGCAGGAAAUGAGGAACUUGCAGGGAGUCAAGGACGCCCAGCAGCAGAGACUGUGCACUCAGGAGGCCUCGAUACUGCAGAUGAAGCAAGAGCUCCUCAGAGCCAGUAUGAUGAAGGAUGAGCUCAACAACCAGAAUGCUGAGCUACAGUGGAAGCUGGAGGAAUGUAACAAGAUGUGGGGGGAAUGCAAGAAGGAGAUGGGACAGAAGGACAGACUGCUGCAGCAACUCAAACACAAGCUUGAAAGUGAAUUGCAAAGAGAGCUGGAGCAUAAAAACAGCUUGCAGAUUCCCACCAGCACAGAAAACAAUGGGCAUUCUUGCUCUGGAAAUCCAGCUCCGUCUAUGUCAGACCAGGCAGAGGAGGUUCAGCUGCUCAGAGAUUCACUUCGGAGUCUGAGGAACAACUUCAGAGACCACGACCCACAGCACCAUACGCUGGACACCCUGGAGCAGGGCAUAGUAUCGCUCAUCGACAGACUGCAUGUUCUGCAUACGCACAGGGGAAGGGGGAAAUCUCCAAGACGCAAAGGCCAACACACAGACUCUGACACCUGGCCUUGCACAAAGGUUUGUCAAUCCCACAAUGGUUCUUCUGCCUCCACUAAAAUCCUUUAUUUUAUUGGGAAAUCCCCAACACCUUCCAUGAUCAACAUACCGAAGAGGUUGGGUGAGAUUAUGCUAAAGGAUGUGAAGGCAGCCGUGGAUCGAGAAGGAAACUAUCGGUACCACUUCAAAGCCCUGGAUCCGGAGUUUGGCACUGUGAAAGAAGAGGUAUUCCUGGAUGGAGCAAUCAUUCCAGGCUGGGAAGGGAAAAUAGUGGCCUGGGUAGAGGAGGACCGUGGUGAAGAAAGGCCAUUGUAGGUGCAAGCUGAAGGGCAUGACACUUUGUUUUUGCGCCUGGUCACUCUGAUCCGAGAGACACCUAGACAGCUGUUCGAUAGAGACACAAGGGGACACUUUUGAGUUUUAAAUUAUUAGCGAAACACUGUAAGACUUGUCAGCAGGUGAUUUGGCUUGAUCAGCUGGUACUAAACCACACUUAUUGCCCAACCCGCUCUGGAGACUCUGUGUCUAGAAUACCGUGAAGCUCAGUGCCUUACAAAGUACAGCUAUUUCCAUCAUGUGCUUGUUAUUGCCAGGCCGUUACUGUAUUAUCAAAACUGGACAGAAACAUUAUUUUUGCUUUCUAAAGCCACAGUUGUGCUUGUGUUUCCCCUCUAGUUAAAACCAGAGGUUUGUACUCUAUUUAAGAAUUGGAAAAAACUUGUAAUUCCUUGUUCAGCAAUGAAGUCUAUGAAACAAAUGUUGCCAGAUUACCUGGUUAAACAUAUGUAUUGACCAUUGUUAUUUAGUUAAGGUACAUUUCAGUUAACUGUGAAUAUCAAUUUAAUAUACAGUAUUAUCUAAGAAUUUAGAAAAAGAAAUUCUGUGUGAGAAAAAAAUACAAUUUUGACAUGAAAAAUGUUUUUAAAAAAAUGAAAGUCUGACAAACUUUGUACAACUUCAUUUUGUUUUGGUGCUGCACACGGUUGAUUACAUACAGUAUAAAAGAUAACACAAUAAAUGGACGGUGACGGUCAUCUGGAGAUUGAUAUUUAGCAAAAAAUAAAAUGAACAAAUACUUCCGUUUUACUAAAUAGGACCCAAAUCCAGAUGUGGGUUUAAAUGUCAUUUUGUAGCUCACUGGCAUGCAUGACAACAGAAAUGCUCAAACUGAACUGCUGUCAGUGAAUUUAAUUAAUGCUGGAAUGUUGAUGUUCAUGUAGAAAUGCAGAUGAACAGCACUGUUGUUUUGUUUACUUUCUGAAAUUGUUUUGUACAUUUGUGUAAAAUAAUUUUCACUUUGUCCUUAAUUUUAAUGUUAACGUUUCUUAUUUGUUUAAAGAGAGAUUUGUGUGAGAUUAGAAUAUGCUUCUAGAUGCUCCAAAAGAUGCCGUAGUUGUGAUUUUGACAUCAGCCAUUUAAAGGAGACUUUUUUCCUGGAACAUUGGACACCAUUCCACUAUUUAGUGUGUGUGUGUGUGUGUGUGUGUGUGUGUGUGUGUGUGUG